AAUGGACUCUUAUUUACCGCAUUUCAUAACGUGGUUACCAAUUACUGAAGAUUUUCAGCCCGAGAGACGGUUGUCUUUUGAAAUCGUAGAUCAACCAGUCUCAACACUCAAGCGAAUAAUUGCUAUUCUCCUAACAAUAUUUGUUGGAUUUUUGUAUGGAAAUAUGCUCACCCCAAUAAAUUAUUUGGUGUUUCACAAUAGUGAGACAGGCUAUCCCUCCGAUCUUUCGUCGUAUUUCUUCUCGUACAGUUUUGGAGCUUUACUAACCUCGACACUGAUAUUCAUGGUCUACUCAGGAGUAAAGUUGAAUCGUCCCUUUAUAAACCCUGAACUAACGCUGCCAUCACUUGUAUCAGGAAUUGUCUAUGCGAUCGCUACUUACAGCUUCUUCGUGGCUAAUCAGCAUCUUGAACAGACGAUAGCUUAUCCGAUUCUUACGAAAGCACCUGGAAUCAUUGUCUCCUUGUGGGCGGUCUUCCUCUUCAAAGAAAUUAAGGUAAAUUUUUUGUGA
Messenger RNA from Haemonchus placei, 511 nucleotides. The record is from the annotation of a GenBank genome assembly. NCBI's taxonomy places the organism in Eukaryota, Metazoa, Nematoda, Chromadorea, Rhabditida, Trichostrongylidae.